AUGGCAAUCCUACUCACGGGCGGCAAGGGCAAGACCUCCAUCCGAAUGGCUCGUAUCCUCAAAGAUGCAAAGAUCCCUUUCAUCAUGACGUCUCACGCUCUGCCAGUCGCCAAGUUUGACUGGCUCGACGAAUCGACAUAUGAGAAUCCAUUUCAGCAUCCAUCUAUCAAGGGAGAAGAGGUAACGGCACUCUAUAUUGUCAUCCCGGAGAAUGAGGAUCCAGCUACACCAGCCAACGCCUUCGUUGAUUAUGCCGUACGGAAACACGGUGUCAAGAGAUUCGUUCUGUUUGCAGGGACCACUGCUGAGAAAGGAAGUCCAGUAUUUGGCAAGAUCUGGGAACACUUGGAUCAGAUCGGUGUUGAAUAUUGCGUGCUCCGAUCCACUUGGCUUAUGGAGAACUUUUCUGAGUGGCAGUACCCCGCCACGAUCAAGGACGAAGGCAAAAUCUACACUGCCUGCGGGGACGGAAAGAUAUCCUUCGUCAGUGCUGAGGAUUUUGCCGCCGUGGCAGUUCAUGCGCUCACCUCUGCGAAAGUGCCUGGCGAGACAGUCAGGGUUUUAGGACCAGAACUAUUGACCUAUGAUGAGGCUGCAGCCAAAUUCAGCAAAGCUCUUGGACGAGAAAUCGUGCAUGUUCGACUCGAUCAGGAUCAGAACGUCCAGCACUACAUAAAGAUUGGGUUUCCGCCAGCAGCAGCCGGGUUCAUGACCUGGCUCGAAUCUAAAACUGCCGGUGGAAGCGAGGCGAUGACAAACGACGUUGUGGAGCAACUCACGGGCCGACCCCCCAAGAACCUUGAUACCUUUAUCCAGGAGAACAAGAACACUUGGCUGUGA
Messenger RNA from Cadophora gregata, 840 nucleotides. RefSeq lists its product as uncharacterized. Lineage: Eukaryota; Fungi; Ascomycota; Leotiomycetes; Helotiales; Ploettnerulaceae. The transcript has 5 exons. The record is from RefSeq and is a predicted model, not a curated record. Bases 1 to 840 code for a protein of 279 amino acids.